Messenger RNA from Porites evermanni, 950 nucleotides. The record is from the annotation of a GenBank genome assembly. Lineage: Eukaryota; Metazoa; Cnidaria; Anthozoa; Scleractinia; Poritidae.
AUGGGAACUAAGACAACAGUAGCUUUCUCUGUUAUUUUUAUGGAAGACCUAGAAAAACGACUACUAAUGGCUAACCCCUCGAAACCUUUGGUCUGGAAGAGAUUUAUUGAUGACAACCUUUCACUGUGCGACAGUUCAGUGAAAGAAGUUUACAACUUUUUGACUUCGCUAGGCUUCUUACGCAAUUGCAUAAAUUGCGUUCCAAUUUCAUUUCCGCAAUUGUUAUAUAAUUUAUUUCAUAUACAUCACAUUCAUCUCAUCACGGGAACACAAGAACACACAAUUGCGGAGUAGCUCCCAACAUCAGUGGAUUCAUAGCUCAGUUGGUUAGAGCAUCGCACCGGUCACUGGUUCAAACCCCGUUCAAGUCUUGAAUUUUUUCAGGCUUUUUGCGCGAUAUACUCCAUUUGACGUUCAACCCUACAAUCAAGUUUACUUCGGUGUGAAAGGUCAUCUGAACGCGCUUUUUUCCUUGAUACUGAGGCUUUUUAAGCACCUCCUCGCCUUUCAACUCAAACACAUUUCAAGCACACCGAAACUUUUCAACUUCUCAUCUUGCCACCCUUUAAUCUGCAUAACUCAGUCAAAGAAAACUUUGAACAAAGCAAACGAGACUGAACACAGACUCUGUCGAAGAGGCUAUCCUUUACGCUCGUUCAAGAAAUACUGCCUGAGUUAAGUUCGCCGACAGAAAUGAGGCUCUUUGCAAUAAAGCAAAACAAACAAAAGAGAUUUUAUCGUUUGUUACUAUCUACAAUCCAGCCACACUGAAUCUCAAAAAAAAUCUUUUGAAACACCGGCACAUCAUUCAACAGAAACAUAAGCUUAAACAAAUCUUUACCCAGCCACCGAUUGUCUCCCACAGGAAGAAAAAAUCUCUUAACGACAUUCUAGUCCGCGCAAAAAUUUCUAUAAUCUCGCAACAAUCACAAAAUCAGCAAAGCGGUUAA